Messenger RNA from Phaedon cochleariae (mustard beetle), 2820 nucleotides. Lineage: Eukaryota; Metazoa; Arthropoda; Insecta; Coleoptera; Chrysomelidae. The record is from the annotation of a GenBank genome assembly.
GUCAAAUUUUUGUUUUUGUGUUUUUUAAGGUUACAAUCAGAAAUCGUCAACUUUUCAAAAACUUUAAUCCAAAGAAAGAAAAAUGCCUAUUAUGGAUGUGAAAGCGGCGGAAUCGAUGGAAAUAGUAUUUCAUGAUGAUGAUCUACCUUAUGAAGAAGAAAUUCUUCGAAAUCCAUACUCUGUGAAACAUUGGUUGAGGUAUAUAGAACACAAGAAGUCUGCUCCAAAAUAUGGUGUCAACAUAAUAUAUGAGAGAGCUCUAAAAGAGCUACCAGGGUCAUACAAGCUUUGGUACUAUUAUUUAAGAACAAGACGAAAACAAAUCAAGAAUAGAUGUCUAACAGACCCUGGCUUUGAGGAGGUGAAUAAUGCUUUUGAAAGGUCACUAGUUUUCAUGCACAAAAUGCCUAGAAUUUGGAUGGAUUACUGUACAUUCCUCACAGAUCAGUGUAAAAUUACUCGCACAAGAAAAGUAUUUGACAGAGCUCUCAGGGCAUUGCCAGUCACACAGCACAAUAGAAUAUGGCCUCUCUACCUCAAGUUUGUAAGAAAACAUGAUCUUCCUGAGACAGCAGUCAGAGUUUUCAGGCGGUACCUAAAGUUGUGUCCUGAAAAUGCUGAGGAGUAUGUAGAUUACUUAUCAGAAAUGGAGAGGCUUGAUGAAGCUGCUCAGGUUAUGGCAAAGAUAGUUAAUGAUGAGAAUUUUGUGUCACAACAGGGUAAAUCUAAACAUCAACUGUGGAAUGAACUUUGUGAACUGAUCUCAAAAAAUCCUGAAAAAGUGCAUUCCCUAAAUGUGGAUGCAAUAAUUAGAGGUGGCCUCAGAAGGUAUACUGAUCAACUUGGACACCUCUGGAACUCCUUGGCCAACUAUUAUGUACGUAGUGGCCUAUUUGAAAGGGCAAGAGAUAUUUAUGAAGAAGCCAUUCAAACUGUUACUACUGUGAGAGAUUUCACUCAAGUUUUUGAUGCAUAUGCUCAAUUUGAAGAGUUGAGCAUGAGCAAAAGGAUGGAGGAAGUUGCCAGCAAAGCUAAUCCCACUGAAGAUGAUGAUACUGAGCUAGAGCUGAGGUUAGCCAGAUUUGAAUAUCUUAUGGAAAGAAGGUUGUUACUGCUAAAUUCUGUUCUAUUAAGGCAAAAUCCUCAUAAUGUACAAGAGUGGCAUAAAAGAGUACAGCUUUAUGAAGGAAACCCUUUUGAUAUCAUCAACACUUACACUGAGGCUGUCCAAACAGUGGAACCCAAGCAAGCAGUGGGAAAACUUCAUACUCUGUGGGUGGAUUUUGCAAAAUUCUACGAGAAAAACGGCCAAAUCGAAGAUGCCCGUCUGAUUUUUGAUAAAGCCACUCAAGUUUCAUAUGUCAAAGUAGAUGAUCUGGCCACAGUUUGGUGUGAGUGGGCAGAGAUGGAACUGAGAAAUGAAAAUUAUGAGGAAACUCUGAGACUUAUGCACAAAGCUACAGUCAUGCCUAGUAGAAAAGUUGCCUACCAUGAUGAUUCAGAGACAGUGCAAAGCCGUGUCUAUAAAUCCUUGAAGGUUUGGUCUAUGUAUGCAGAUUUGGAAGAGAGUUUUGGAACCUUCAAGUCCUGCAAAGCCAUUUAUGACCGCAUUAUUGAUCUGAAAAUUGCCACCCCUCAGAUCAUCAUCAACUAUGGUGUGUUUUUGGAAGAAAACAACUACUUUGAAGAAGCAUUCAGGGCAUAUGAAAAAGGUAUCGCCCUCUUCAAGUGGCCUAACGUUUACGACAUCUGGAACACAUACCUGACAAAAUUCUUGAAACGUUAUGGCGGCACCAAACUCGAGAGGGCUCGCGACCUGUUCGAGCAAUGCCUAGAUGGCUGCCCCUCUCAGUUCGCCAAGAACCUCUACCUCCUCUACGCCAGACUGGAGGAGGACUUCGGCAUGGCCAGACACGCCAUGGCGGUAUACGAGAGAGCGACCAAGGCGGUGCCCGAACAGGAGAUGUUCGACGUUUUCAACAUUUACAUCAAGCGGGCCGCCGAGAUCUACGGGAUUCCCAAGACGCGUCAGAUUUACGAGAAGGCCAUCGAGGUGUUGCCGGAGGACAGGACUAGGGAGAUGUGCGUUCGGUUCGCCGACAUGGAGACCAAAUUAGGAGAAAUCGACAGAGCUCGAGCAAUCUAUGCUCAUUGCAGUCAGAUCUGCGAUCCUCGCAUAACCUCCGAAUUUUGGCAAAUAUGGAAAGAGUUCGAAGUUCGUCAUGGAAACGAGGACACCAUGCGAGAGAUGCUGCGCAUCAAACGCAGUGUACAGGCCAUGUACAACACGCAGGUGAACAUGAUGUCGGUGCAAAUGAUGAGUUCCGCGAACUCCGGCUCCGGCACGGUGGCCGACCUGGCUCCGGGCGCCAAGGACGGCAUGCGGCUGCUGGAGGCGAAGGCGGUCGAGAUGGCGGGAGCGGGCAAGCAGGGGGUGGGGGCGGGCAAUAUCAUGUUCGUGCGCGGCGAGACGCAGGGCGACAACAAGGACAAGGUGGUCAAUCCGGAUGAGAUCGAUAUCGGCAGCGAUGAGGAGGAGGACGAGGAGGAAGAGGUGCCUGUGGAGAAGCAGAGCGUACCCUCAGAGGUGUUUGGGAGUUUGAAGAAGAAAGGAGACCAGGAAAUGGAGGACGAGUGAAUAAAAUAAUUAUUUUGAUACAAUACAGGUUAAGCAUUUCAGAGGAUGUAAAUAUAUUACAAUAAAUUGAAAUAACAAGAGCAAAGAACCAUUUUGAAAAAGUCAUAUUGCCUACAAAUCUGUUUCCCUGUAGAUGAAAGAUACUAUAAUAUUAAGCUAAAAAUUAAAAAAAAGGUUAGUUC